CUUUCUUCAUCACUACUUUUGUUUUUUCGGUCGCGUGCAAAAUGGAAGAAGGCGCUCCUCAUGGCGCCGUCUUUGCGCCAGGCGAAUGCCAGUAUGUCGGCGAGGGCAAGGCUGACUUUGCCGGUAUCGGUAUCAUGGUUGGUUUCAUUGGCCAGGCCUUACUAUCGCUAGGUGUGGCGACCUGGGCAUUCUUCCUGUCGCGGCACGGAAACAUGGACAUUGUAUAUGAAGAGGGCACCGUUGAGCGCCGGGUCGAGAAGAAGAGGCUCGAGUUCAUCUCGGACAUGCUCAUGAUUGGCAACGAUAUCCAGGUCUCCCUGGGCCUGUCGUACAUGAUUACCGUGUUUGUUGGCAAGGACAACAUGGACUUGUACCAUUUACAUCUUGCCUUUGAUGUGGUUUCGUUUGUCGGCAUAUCCAGCGCUGCCGCGCUAGUCUCUUGGACCUUUUGCGCCGCGAAGCUCGCGCAACCUACCCGCCCCGGUGCCAAAGCUCCGAAAACAACAGGAUGGGGCCGCAUGUCCUUCUUCAGCGCCCGACACCAGGCGACCUAUGGCUUCGGCGUCAUGUACCUUGCUUUGACGAUUCUUCUUAACGUGCGUCUAGGUGAAUGGGACCUCAACAAGGAGCCUGGGCUCUGCUACCACGCCUCGUACAUCACUACGCGGUACGCAAGCCAUCCCGUGGCCGACCAGGUAUACGUUAGCAUUUCUGCUGUGUGGAUGCUGAUGGUCGUUGGGGCUGCCUCGUUUCUUGGGCCAAACUGGCGCAAAUGGAUCCUGUGGACCUCGUUUCUCCAAUUCCCUGUGCAUCUAUACAUGGCUAUUGCACUGCGCUCCGAGAACCAGGGCAAACUUUCUGGCGAGGAAACCGACGAGAAUGACUGGGACUUUGGCCAGACGACGGCCGUGCUGCUCCUCGCCUCGGCGCUAGAAGAGCUUGUCCGAAAGGGCAGCGACUACCUUAAGUUUGAAAAGAUGGUUCGCUCAGGCGCAGACAUGGAUGAAGAUGGAGUGGCAGACGAGGAGCAGGGAACUGUGCUUAAAGACUUGGCGCCUGAGAGAAGCCACGAGGACCAGCGUAUGGCGACGGCCAGAACACAGCCCUUUGAAGAACGACUGGGGACUGCCGACUCAGGUGGCCAUGUAUCGGCCGUGACGGCGCUUGAGACGCAUGCCGACGACGCAAGUGAGCCGCCUAGAGGCCGAAGAAGCGGAGAACAGAGACUUUAAGAAAUCUAUCAUUACUGUAUUUAGAAUCACAUUACAUAGCGAAGCGUGCUGUUUGGUGGAAAAAAGUUAUAUUAU
Messenger RNA from [Torrubiella] hemipterigena, 1307 nucleotides. NCBI's taxonomy places the organism in Eukaryota, Fungi, Ascomycota, Sordariomycetes, Hypocreales, Clavicipitaceae. The record is from the annotation of a GenBank genome assembly.